Molecule: messenger RNA, 1326 nt
Organism: Cyprinus carpio (common carp)
Lineage: Eukaryota; Metazoa; Chordata; Actinopteri; Cypriniformes; Cyprinidae
Exons: 3
Coding region: 31-726 (231 amino acids)
Biological process (GO): negative regulation of gene expression
Cellular component (GO): nucleus; cytoplasm
Molecular function (GO): transcription corepressor activity
Source: RefSeq, a predicted model, not a curated record
CUUGAAGCACAACAUAACAACAGAUUAAAGAUGGAGAACUACCAGCAUGCUGUGUUUUUUGAGGCAAAGAGUCUUUCAGAUGAGGAACUUAGACAAAUACAAAUAUACUUUAAAAUCAAGAGAAGGUCUGGAGGAGGAGAUUGUGAGAUCUACAAAGUGGGUAACAGCACCUACAAGAUAAGUUUUAGGAACAAAAAUGCCCAGGAAAGAGUACUAGAACGAAAGGAUCAUGUCAUCACAGUAGAAGGACAAGAGGACAUCCAUGUAUUAAUAAGACAUGAAAAUGUCGCUGAAAGCAGUGAACAACCUACAGCAUCUGUAAAUCAGAAAUGUGCAAGUGCUAAAAGUGUGGAGAAGGUUUUAAAACUGGACCAUUAUCUACUACGCUUCUUCAGUGAAUGUAAAAGCCCAUAUUCAGAUUUGGAAAAACGCCUCUCUAAGGUCUCCAGCACCUUCAAAAUCAACACUGACUGUGAAGAGUUGGUAGUGACGAGGGACCCAGCUGCUGCAGAUGUUUUGUCCCUGAAGAAAUGGGAAUUUGCAGUGGAUGAAGUGUUUGAGACUCUAAAGUUACGCUAUAUCAUCCACUUUGAGGUUGAAAGCGACAAAUCUGCGAUUCUGGAAAAAACCUCUUUCCUCCAAAGUGAUAACUUUAAAGUCUAUUUUGAAGAACUAACAUGUUUAGCUGUGGUGGUCGGAGAACGAACAGAAGUGGAGAAGAUUUAAAAAUUACUAAGCCGCUUGCAGGACAAACAGCAGGUUCAACAAGAGUGUUGCGUGUCUGAGAAACAAUAUGACCUCAUCAAAGAGCAGUUCGAGCCAUACAUAAAAACUAAAUUACCUGCCCUUAAGAUCGCACAGGAACGAGCAGGUGUUCUCCUUCUGAAGGGUCCUGAGAAAGAGGUCCAUGCAGGUGAAGAAGAGCUUUUAAAAUUAGUGCUAGGAAUCAAAGAGAAGAGGAUCCCAUCACACUGUGCUAUUAUGACCUUCUUGGAAUCAAGUGGCAGUAUACAGCACUUCCAAAACCGAUUCCAGCAGAGCCUCCGCAGCCCGGUUAUGCUGGAGACUUCGGGUUCAGAUCUUCUUCUGUUGAGUCUGUCUGACGGAGCGCUAGAGGAGGCAGCCACUGCUUUGCAGAGAGAUGUGUGUUUGGAGACUGUGCAUCUGGAAAAUACUCAGAAAUCAUCUGUUACUAAACUGAAAGAGGAUUUGAAUGAAGCCAUCAAUCAAGCCAAUCGUGGAAGUGUUAAAGUGGAGCUUAAAUACCAGGAUGAAUCAACUACUGUCCUCAAAGUGCAACUUGUGGGCUACACUACUGAAGUUAAU